GCCGGCCGGCUCCUCCCCGCGCCGCGGUCCGUCGGGGCGCCACGAGGCCGCUUCCCACAGCCGCUCCGGCCUCGGCUCAGCCCAGCGCUCCGGCCGGUCCCGCCAUGCGGCUCUGGGUGCUCCUCAGCCUGCUGCUGCUGCAGGAAACGCUGCCGCACGUUAUGGGACAGCCUGCGAAGAGUAAGCAUCCCAAAGAACCUGGGGAAAACAAAAUUAAGCCUGUUAACAAAAGAGUAAAACCCAAGGCUUCUAAAAUGAAGGAGAGAGAAUCUGUUGACUCCUCUUUGAAGUCCCAGUCCAUACUGACACAGGUGAUGGAUAAAGGUCACUACCAAAAACUAGCUCCCACUUUAAGCCUGUCUGCAGGACAAAGCAUAGAACUGCGAUGCAAGGGGAGUAAUGUUACUUGGAACUAUCCUUCAUACUUAGACACCUUUAAAGACUCCAGACUCAGUAUAAAGCAGCUUGACAGGUAUGGUCAGCUGAUCCUCGCAAACUCCACUGCAGCAGAUACAGGUGAAUACAGCUGCUGGCUUCAGCUGUGCAAUGGUAACAAAUGCAGGAAGGAUGAGACUAAAACAGGCUCAACGUACAUCUUUUUCACAGAUAAAGAGGAACUUUUUGUACCUACUCCCAGUUAUUUUGAGAUUGUAUACCUGAACCCAGAUAAACCUGCAGUCAUCCCAUGUCGCGUUACUACUCCUUCAGCAAAAGUAACUCUGCACAGGGAAUUUCCAGCAGAAGAAAUUGAAACAGAUGGAACUGAUAUUGUUUAUGAUGUGAAGAAGGGUUUUGUCUACCAGCACCCUACUUCUGAUCAUAAGGGUAUUGUCUACUGCAAAGCAGAGUCACAGGGAGCACCUCAGAUUUCCAUCAAGUAUCACCUACUGUAUGUGGAAGUUCCCAAGGGCCCGCCCUCAACCACAAUUUCAGCAUCAUCCAGCAGAGCAGAUGUCAGUGACAGCAUUCACGUAAUCUGCACAGUCCUUGGUGAGCCGGAUGUAGAUGUGAACUUCAGGUGGCAGUACCCAGGGCAAGAGUCUGAGAGGCCUGUGAUUAUCCAAAACUUCUGGAGACUGAUAAACAGAGGAAUUGGACAUACCACAAGAAUCUCAAAGAGUAUUCUUCUUGUUGAGGGUUUUGAAGCCAGAGAUGCUGGAAACUACAUUUGUAUAGCUCAGAACCUACAAGGAGAAACAACAGUAGCUACUAAAGUUGAACUAAAUUGAUCGGAGAGGCUUCUGGAUGUGGAACGAACUGUACGUUAUUUGAUACUAUAGCCAUUUAUUUUCUUUAGUAACAUUUAAGUGACAUUUUUCUCUAUCGCUGUCUUUUUUCAUGCGCUAUCAAUGCAUUCCAUAUUCAGUAGCCUGACUGGCCAAAAGAGAGUUCCCUACACCCAGCAGUAGUGAGUUAAUAAUACUACUGUGAAGCAUUAAGGUUUAAGCCUGAACAUGCAUAGGGUUUACUUUAUUUAGGAAUAGGUGCUCUUGGGCUUUCCUUUGCAUAUGAUCUUUUUCUUCAAACUCUUUUCUAAGGUUAACCUGCUGAAUGGUUUGUGCCUUUGUGUAUGUGAGAACUGAGAGGGUAUGAAAUAUCCUCAGAAAUUCACCAAGCAGGUCUAGCUCUCCUGGUGCAGUGCAAUUUUAGAGUUGAGAGUACUGUACAUGUUUGAAACAGUAUCAAAACCAAACAAAAACCACCUCUUUUUAUGGAAUUAGCCAAUAGCAAAUGUUUAUUUUGCAAGAGUAAUUAAAUUUCUGAAUAUUAUGAAAAUGUAAA
Messenger RNA from Pezoporus occidentalis (night parrot), 1782 nucleotides. It is a transcript of the gene PDGFRL, whose product is annotated as platelet derived growth factor receptor like. The transcript has 6 exons. The record is from RefSeq and is a predicted model, not a curated record. NCBI's taxonomy places the organism in Eukaryota, Metazoa, Chordata, Aves, Psittaciformes, Psittacidae. The coding region runs from base 105 to 1229 and encodes 374 amino acids.